ACCGUUUCACAUUUUAAGGUUUUAGGGUUUCUGAAAAGCUUACUAUAAAUUCUGUUUCUUUAACCUUAUCCUACGUUGGCUAGCAGACGACGGCACAACACGCUUCACCGGAGAUUUCAGAGGAGCGAAAAUGGUGAACAUUCCCAAGACAAAGAAGACAUACUGCAAGAACAAGGAAUGCAAGAAGCAUACCUUGCACAAGGUUACCCAAUACAAGAAGGGUAAAGACAGUCUUGCUGCCCAAGGAAAGCGUCGUUAUGACCGUAAACAAUCCGGUUAUGGUGGUCAGACUAAGCCUGUCUUCCACAAGAAGGCUAAGACCACGAAGAAGAUUGUCUUGAGGCUUCAGUGCCAAACCUGCAAGCACUUCUCUCAGCACUCGAUCAAGAGGUGCAAGCAUUUUGAGAUCGGUGGAGACAAGAAGGGAAAGGGAACAUCACUUUUCUAAGCUGGUCUCGUCUUGAGCUUUUUACAAGUUUUGUACUUCGUUGGAUCUUGAUUUCAUCUGUUUUAGCUCUCGUAUAAGAUUGUUUCUCAUCCUUGCUUGUUGACUCUAAUAUUUUGUAUCAUCAAGAUAUGGUUUUUCUUUUUAUCUUUGCACUCAUCAGUCAAUACAAUCAAAGUAAAACUUAA
Messenger RNA from Brassica oleracea var. oleracea, 633 nucleotides. Its product is annotated as 60S ribosomal protein L36a. The transcript has 4 exons. Gene Ontology annotation, molecular function: structural constituent of ribosome. Gene Ontology annotation, biological process: translation. Gene Ontology annotation, cellular component: cytosolic large ribosomal subunit; ribosome. Bases 131 to 448 code for a protein of 105 amino acids. Lineage: Eukaryota; Viridiplantae; Streptophyta; Magnoliopsida; Brassicales; Brassicaceae. The record is from RefSeq and is a predicted model, not a curated record.